AUGAGUGUCUAUCGGAAUGAUAGUCAUGCACAACCCCAGUACCCCCAACUAGCAUCUCAACAACUUCAACAGAACAACACAACCAGCUUCGAUCACUACACAUCCAACUCCUGUGCUGAUCAAUCGAAUCAACACAAUCAACCACAACAACAUCUAUCUGCUAAUUCAUUAGUGUAUCAACUGAACCAAACAUGUUCUAAAUUCAACAACUACAACAACAACAAUAUAUAUCCACAACCAUUAAUGAAUUAUCCAUUUGGUACACGUUCUCAACAACAUCAACAUAUACCAACAUUACACAAUCAUCAGCAACAACAAGCAGUGACAACCAAUCAAACGAACAACGCAUCCAACAACUCCUUCAACCAACAUCAGGUACAACGUAAUACUAAUCAACAGAAAAUAAACCAACUCUUACCACUACCAAAUGCAACACCAAUGGAGAGUGAAAACGACGAUAAUUUUACUCUUGUAUCACGUAAAAAAAAGAAAGUAAAAACCGAUCAUUUACAACCUAAAUUACCUCCAUCAAUCUCAUCUUCAACAACUUCAACAACAUCAUCAGACUGUAUCAACACAGAUGCAUCAACAUCAUCAUCAAAUACUAAUAGUAUUCUUCCAAGUGCUGCACCAUCUCAUUCAUCACAGGUCCAUCACAAUCAAGAAAUAAGAAACAAAACAACUACAAUAUGUACAUCAAGUGAAAUUUCAGUUGAUGCACGUCGUUAUGCAGAAACAAGAUACCCGUUUCCCCCAUUCAUUAUAAAAUUUAACGAAGAGGUUGAUGAAUCAAUAACAAUUAAAUAUAUAAUGAAUCAUUAUGGCUCCACCUAUAAUGUUAAUUUAAGAUUGGCUGGACAUCGAUUAAAGAAAAAAAAAGAAUUAUUGAUCUUUGUCGAUGAUCGUGAUUCAUUUGCCGUACUGUAUGAUGAUACAAAAUGGCCAACAACAAUAAAUUCCUUGGUAUAUGAUAAAAUUGCACCAACUCAUCUUCCUCCUCAAUUUUCCAUAUUAAUUCGAAAUGUACCAUUAGAAAAAAAUGUCAAUGAAUUAAUCGAUGAUAUUAAACAAGAUUAUCCCUCAGUUGUCAAUGCUCUACGUAUUUUCAACAGAAAUAAAUCACCUACAACAUUAGUUCGUUUGGACAUUAAAUGUAUCAACACUAUUAAUGAAUUAUUGAUUAAAAAAUAUAUGUAUGUCAAUAAUGUACGUUUAACAGUUGUUGAAUACUUGGCUCCGGCCAAAGUAUUAAUAUGUACUAAAUGUUUUAAACUUGGACACUUCCGUCGAACAUGCAACAACAAACUCGACACAUGUAGAGUGUGUGGAUCGGAAGUUGCUGAUAUAAAUCAACACAAACUCGAAUGCACCACCAAACGAUGCUGUGUAAGAUGUAGUGGUGAUCAUGAAUCAAAUGAUAAUAGGUGUCCGGAGGUCAAAUCUUAUCGAGCGAUUCUCACCAAAUCAUUAUUAACAAGACCUGAUCCACGUCUUGCUCAACAACAGAACAAAUUAAAUAAUUAUUGGUUUAACGAUCGUGAUUUUCCGGUGCUCAACGGCUACCAAAACCAAGGUCAAGACAAUUAUCAAGAUAAUUAUCGACAAAUUAAUUUUCAUCCCAAUAAUGUUAAUCAGAAUGAUUAUGAUAAACAAAUAGAUGAAAUGAAGAACAAGAUGAACGAAUUGCAAGUAAGCUUUGACAAAAUCCUUGAAUUAAAUAAUAGUUUCUUAGAUCAACAUACUCGUAUCCAGCAAGUUGUAUCUAAACAUGAACAUGAGCUGAAUUUACAACAAUAUGAUGUUAUAUUUCUCAAGGAAUUUGUUAGCCAAUUUAUUACACCACUAUGCCAAACUAUGGUCGAUGUUAUUCCAGCAUUAGUGAAAAAGAAGAUCAUCAACGACAAAUCCUUAACACACUCCUCACUUACAGCGAUGAGUGAAAAACUCACCAAUGAACUACCGAUAUGGACUAACCGUUUUACCCAAAAUGAAAGUAUCAAGGCUCAACUUACCAAGGAUUUCAACAACCUGUAUCAAAACACAUCAACAGACCCCUCCAACUGCCACAACGCCAAUGACUCCGCAAUAACUAAUCUUCAAUAA
Molecule: messenger RNA, 2103 nt
Organism: Rotaria sp. Silwood2
Lineage: Eukaryota; Metazoa; Rotifera; Eurotatoria; Philodinida; Philodinidae
Source: the annotation of a GenBank genome assembly